CGCGCGCUCCAAAGGGGGAGGCGCGGACUCCCCUGAAGCUCGGAGACUUUUUCCCGAGUGGGAGUCAGAGCGCAGCGCGGACCCGGACAGGUCUCACCACCGAACCGCGGAGUCUGAACCGGACCGAGCUCGAGUUUGAUUCAUGGGAACAAGCUGGACUCCGUUCAGGACAUGCGCGUCCGUCUGUGGCAGAACCAGAACUUGAAGGAGGUUCGCUGCCGGUACCGGAGGUCCAGAUCAGCCAUGGAUGACAGCAGGUUCUGAUCCAGACCUGACGGGAGCAUCAAGGAUGCCGCGGUGUCGGUUCGACUCCGCUCUGCUGCUGACCCUGCUGCUGAUGGGGAUGUGCGCAGGCGCAGACCCGCGCGGCGCCGCGGACAGCAGCCGGCGCCUCCACCAGAUCACGCACGGCCAGUGCACGUACACCUUCAUCCUACCGGAGGCAGGGGGCGCUGCGGGGGGUUCCUGCCGGGACGCAUCCCCCGCGCGCGACGCCAACUCCGUGCAGAGAGACGCCCCGCCCCCUGACGCGCACCUGCCCAGUCAGAAGAUCCAGCAGCUGGAGAGCAUCAUGGAGAACUACACGCAGUGGCUGCACAAGAUUGAGAGCUACAUGAGAGAGAAGAUGAAGAGCGAGGUGGCCCAGCUGCAGCAAAGCGCCGUCCACAACCACACUGCAGCCAUGUUGGAGAUGGGAACCAACCUUUUGUCCCAGACAGCAGAGCAAACACGCAAACUCACAGACGUGGAGGCACAGGUUCUGAACCAAACAUCCCGCCUCGAGAUCCAGCUGCUGGAAAACUCUCUUUCCACCAAUAAGUUGGAGAAGCAGCUAAUGAUCCAAACGAAUGAGAUCAGCAAGCUUCACGACAAAAACAGCCUUCUGGAGCAGAAGAUUCUGGAGAUGGAGCUGAGACACCAGGAGGAACUGGAUACCCUGAAGCAGGAAAAGGGAAGUCUCCAGGCUCUGGUGGGAAGGCAGAGCACCGUCAUCAGGGAUCUGGAGUCCCAGCUGAGCCGAGCCACAGGAAACAGCACUGCCUUGCAAAGACAACAGCAGGAGAUGAUGGACACAGUCCACAACCUGCUCAACCUCUGCUCCAAAGAUGGAGUUGUACCAAACAGUACAAAGGCUGCAGAGGAGGAAAGAACGUUUCGUGACUGCGCUGACCUGUAUCAGGCUGGCUUCCAUAAAAACGGCGUGUACAUCGUCCAUGUCAAUUCACAAGAGACCAAAAAGGUGUAUUGUAACAUGGAGACGGCCGGCGGUGGGUGGACCUUAAUGCAGCGCCGAGAAGAUGGAGGCCUGGACUUCCAGAGAACAUGGAAGGAAUACAAGAUGGGCUUUGGAAGCGUGUCCUCCGAACACUGGCUGGGGAACGAGUUUGUUUAUCAGCUGACCAGCCAGAGGCAGCACGUUCUCCGGGUGGAGCUGACCGACUGGGAUGGACACCGGGCCUUCUCGCUGUACGACCGCUUCCAGAUCGGCAGUGAGAAACAGAACUACAGGCUUUUUCUCAAGAGCCACAGUGGGACAGCAGGCAGACAGAGCAGCCUGGUCAUCCACGGUGCCGACUUUAGCACAAAGGACAUGGACAACGACAACUGCAUCUGCAAGUGUGCCCUUAUGCUGACCGGAGGUUGGUGGUUUGACGCAUGUGGACCGUCCAACCUCAACGGGAUGUACUUCACAAGAGGGCAGCACAUCGGAAAGUUGAACGGUAUCAAGUGGCAUUACUUCAAGGGUCCCAGUUACUCGCUUCGAGGCACGGCCAUGAUGAUCCGUCCUCUGGAUUUCUCCUGAACACUCGAGCUCCUACCUCGAACUGUGACGAGGAGCCUGCCAGGAGGAGGCCUCUCCUUGUGUCCUCCUGCCUCAUCUCACUUUCUCCAGACGUGGGAGUCUUGUCGCCUCGGCAGCAUUCACACACAAACCGGGAUUGAACAUAUCAACAGACUUUUAUAGAGCUUUCAGACAAAGAAAGUCAAGGAUAGACUGUCAAAAGAAACACGAAGAUGUAGAAGACCUUAAGAUUCACUGCUAGUCAUUUAACCUUCUAUGAUUGAUUUCAUCUCACAACUUCGUGUUGGGGCAGAAAACAUUUUUCUUGAGUUUUUCCUACUUAUUUCAUACAAUUGCACCACCAUUGGUUCCUUUACCUGCAUUGGCAGAUCUUACAUUGCCCUGGGGCCCGUUUCAAGAAGCAGGUUUUGUUGGAACUCUGAGUUCGUGAACUCCAAAUUCGGCAAAACUCUGAGUUUUCGGUUCCAGAAAGAGGGAUAACUCAAACCCGGGAAAGUGGGUGAA
Molecule: messenger RNA, 2308 nt
Organism: Oryzias melastigma (Indian medaka)
Lineage: Eukaryota; Metazoa; Chordata; Actinopteri; Beloniformes; Adrianichthyidae
Gene: angpt1
Product: angiopoietin 1
Exons: 9
Coding region: 248-1804 (518 amino acids)
Biological process (GO): angiogenesis; Tie signaling pathway
Molecular function (GO): receptor tyrosine kinase binding
Source: RefSeq, a predicted model, not a curated record